Molecule: messenger RNA, 2133 nt
Organism: Hemibagrus wyckioides
Lineage: Eukaryota; Metazoa; Chordata; Actinopteri; Siluriformes; Bagridae
Product: E3 ubiquitin/ISG15 ligase TRIM25-like
Exons: 6
Coding region: 55-1728 (557 amino acids)
Molecular function (GO): protein binding; zinc ion binding
Source: RefSeq, a predicted model, not a curated record
CAGAAUUUUAGACUCUCUCUCUCUCUCUCUCUCUCUCUCUCUCUCGUGCAGAAAAUGGCAGAGGCCAGUAUUUCAGUAGAUCAGGAUCAGUUCAUCUGUCCAGUGUGUCUGGAUCUUCUGAAUGACCCUGUGACUACUCCCUGUGGCCACAGUUUCUGUAAGGUGUGUAUUAAUGGCUGCUGGGAUCAGGAGGAUGUGAAGGGCGUCUUCAGCUGCCCCCAGUGUAGAGAGACUUUCACUCCAAGGCCUGAUCUACGCAGGAACAACAUGCUGACUGAAGUGGUGGAGAAACUGAAGAAGACUGAACUCCAAGCUGCUUCUCCUGCUCACUGUUACACUGGACCUGGAGAUGUGGAGUGUGAUUCCUGCACUGGGAGAAAACACAAAGCCAUCAAGUCCUGUCUGGUUUGUCAGGCCUCCUAUUGUGAAGAUCAUCUUAAACCUCACUAUCAGUCUCCUGCCUUUAAGAAGCACAAGUUAGUUGAAGCCUGUGCAGAGCUCCAAGAGAAGAUCUGCUCUGAACAUGACAAACUGAUGGAGAUCUACUGUCGUACUGACCAAAGCCUCAUCUGUGACUUGUGUACGAUGGAUAAACACAAAGGUCAUGAUACUGUUUCAGCUAAAGCAGGAAGAACUAAAAAACAGAAUGAGCUAACGGAGGAGCAGUUGAAAUCCCGGCAGAGGAUCCAGGAGAAGCAGAAGAAGGUGCAGGAGCUGAAACAGACUGUGGACAUUAUUAAGAUACGUUCACAGGCAGCAGUAGGUGACAGUGAGAGGAUCUUUACUGAGCUGAUCAGCUCCAUGGAGAAAAAGCGCUCUGAGGUGAAGGAGCUGAUCAGAACUCAGGAGAAAGCUGAAGUGAGUCGAGCUGAACGACUCCUGAAUCAACUGGAGCAGGAGAUUGCUGAUCUUAAGAGGAGAGUCACUGAGCUGGAGGAGCUUUCACACACACACGAUCACAUCCAUUUCCUCCAGAGUUUCCCGUCUCUCUGUGUCUCUCCUGGAUGUGAAGACUCACCCAGCUUCACUGUCAAUCAACAUCUCUCAUUUGAUGGAGUGAGGAAAUCUCUCUCAGAUCUGAAAGAACGAGUCGAGCAAAUCUGUGAGGAGGAAUUCAACAAAAUCCGUCCACAAGUGUCCACAGCUUCAGUUGUUUGGGUGAUUUUACCCUCAGUUCUGAAAAGCAGAGAUGAUUUUUUGCCAUAUUUCUGUUAUCUGACUCUGGAUCCAAACACAGCAAAUCGUCAACUCAUUCUCUCUGAGAUGAACAGAGUGGUGACACGCAGUAGAACACAACAGCAAUACUCUGAACAUCCAGAGAGAUUUGACUCCUGGAUUCAGGUGUUGUGUAAGGAGAGUGUGUGUGGACGCUGUUACUGGGAGGUGGAGUGGAACAAUGACUUAGAAAUAUCAGUCUCAUAUAAAGAUAUCAGCAGGAAAGAGGGUGAUGAGAGUUUGUUUGGACGUAACAGUCAGUCCUGGAGUCUUUGCUGUACUUCUUCCUCUGUCUCUUUCUGGCACAAUAACGUUAAAGCUGAGCUAGGAGGUCCAGCAUCCUCCAGAAUAGGAGUGUAUGUGGAUCACAGUGCAGGAACUCUGUCCUUCUACAGCGUCUCUGACACGAUGAGGCUCCUCCACAGAGUCCACACCACAUUCACUCAGCCUCUAUACGCUGGGUUCUGGAUGUGGACUUAUAACUCAGCUGUGAGGUUAUGUGAUCCAAAAUGAAAUGUUUGCUAAAAUGUUUAGUAAAAAAAACCUUCAUAAGUGUCAGAUUUUAUUUCUCCAUGAGCUGCGAUGGCAAUUUUGUGUGAAGCGACUGCAUGUAAAGAAAGUGUGUGUAAUGCUAAACUAAAAUAUAAAAAUAACUAUCACAUUUGCAGGAAUCCAUAUGCUUUGCAUGACACUCACAGUGCAUCAUGUGAUCAUCUUAGAGAUGUUUCUACAACUUGACACCUGUCACCUGUUGUCAAUUUACUUGUAUGGGUAGAAAUUGUUCUGUUUACAAAGGAAGCAGUAGAAAUGUGAGGUAUAGUCAGGUUCGUUAAUAUUUGGACAUUGACAUGAUUAUUGUUAUUUUCUGGAAAAUGUUUUGCUUGAAAAGAUUGCUUGUGGUAUCUUUUAUUUAAAAUA